Trichomonas vaginalis G3 is the source of this 870-nucleotide messenger RNA. Its product is annotated as SNARE fusion complex family. The transcript has a single exon. The coding region runs from base 1 to 870 and encodes 289 amino acids. Lineage: Eukaryota; Parabasalia; Trichomonadida; Trichomonadidae. The record is from RefSeq and is a predicted model, not a curated record.
AUGGCGGAACUUGAAAAGUUACUGAACAGAGCCAAGGAGAUGGCAAAAGCCACCGGAUCGGCAGAUGGUAAGAAAGAUGGGGAAGGCGAUGAGGAAUUAGAUGAAUUUACUAAACUUAAGAACGAAAUUUGUGAAAUGGAACGCCAAACCCGUUUAGAUAUCAAAGCUCGUGAUGAAUUUGCAGAAGCCAUUGGUACACGUGAUCAAAAAGCUGAAAUUGUAAAACAAACAUCUCAAAUCCGUAAUAAGAUUAAAGAAAUGCGUAAUAAAGUUGAUCAACUUAGACAGAUGGUUGCUGACCAAGAAGAGCAACUUCGAAAGAAAAACAAAACUAGCGAAGGUUUACAAAAUCGUAAGAAACUUUGUGAUCUUUGCGAUGCUAGAAUUGAUGAAUGUGAACGUUGGGCUAAAGGUCACUCAUUCGUCAGUGCAAAGGAUGAUCCAAAGAAACGUGCUCUUUUGAAAGGCGCUAAUUUUGAUGACACAGCAACUCCACAACUUGCUCAUUUCGUACCAUCACCAACAGAAUCAGAAUACGAAGAAAUCGCUGGUAUUGAAGACUGGAGAUUACAAAUCAAUAAAAACGAGCAAGAAAUCGACCAAAAAUUAGACCAACUCGUGGAAGGAACGUCUGCUCUCGUUCAUAUCGCAAACCAGCUUCACGAUGAAUACGAAAUCCUCGGUAGAAUGACAGAUGAAGUCGAUGAGAAAAUGGAUAAAGUCGAUGCAAAGCUUGAGUCUACAAAUGAAAGAGUUAACGCUCUCCUUGAAAAAGUUGGCGGUUGCUCUAACUGCUGCAUUGAUAUUUUCCUUGUUCUUGUUAUUUUGGCUUGCCUUUACUUCAUUGCUUCCAAAUUUAUUAAGAUUUAA